Messenger RNA from Gracilinanus agilis (Agile Gracile Mouse Opossum), 688 nucleotides. RefSeq names its product retinol binding protein 1 (gene RBP1). Lineage: Eukaryota; Metazoa; Chordata; Mammalia; Didelphimorphia; Didelphidae. The coding region runs from base 97 to 504 and encodes 135 amino acids. The record is from RefSeq and is a predicted model, not a curated record. Gene Ontology annotation, cellular component: cytosol; nucleus. Gene Ontology annotation, molecular function: fatty acid binding. The transcript is spliced from 4 exons. Gene Ontology annotation, biological process: retinoic acid biosynthetic process; vitamin A metabolic process; fatty acid transport.
CAGAGCCGCGUCCCGCCUGCCACAUCCCAGAAAAACCAAGCUGCGGGGAGCAGACCCUUUCUGAUCUGAGCCAUCUGCAGUUUGCUGACACCUGAAAUGCCUGCCGAUUUCAAUGGUUACUGGAAAAUGCUGAGCAAUGAGAAUUUCGAGGAGUAUCUGAAAGCCCUGGAUGUCAAUGUAGCCGUGAGAAAAAUUGCCAGUUUACUCAAACCGGACAAAGAGAUCGUCCAGAAUGGCGACCAUAUGAUCAUCCGCACUCUGAGCACUUUCAGGAACUACAUCAUGGAAUUCGACGUAGGGCAGGAGUUUGAGGAGGAUCUGUCCGGCGUGGACGAUCGGAAAUGCAUGACCAAGGUGAGCUGGGAAGGUGACAAACUCCAAUGUGUACAGAAAGGUGAGAAGGAAGGCCGAGGUUGGACCCAAUGGAUUGAAGGCGAUGAGCUGCAUCUGGAAAUGAGGGUGCAAGGUGUUAUGUGCAAGCAAGUUUUCAAGAAGGUACAGUGAACCUGACAUCAAGAAGAAGGGCUGAGUUGAAAUGUCUGUCUGACCCCCGUCACUUCCUGCUGUUAGAGGGCCAGGAAUAAUGCCUGACCAAUUAGAGAGCCUACCAUCCCUGUGCACAUGUCAUCCAAGUCCAUCCUUUGCUUUUUCAUAGUUUCUUUAUUAAAAAGAAAUCAUUACAAAUAAA